UCAUAAUCUCAUGUGGAUAUAGAGACUGAUAAAGACAAACAGAACUCCCACAAGACUUUGGUUACAUAUUCCUUGUGAAGGAAACCUUGGUUAUAUAACAACAUUGAAGACGCAAUUCUCAAACCUCUCUUGAACCCAAACUUCCAUUUGAGAUGAGGUGACUGGGGACACCCAUUCCUCUUAGCUGGGCCUACGCCUACCCUUUGUUUUUCUUCAGCUCGCGGUUCUUGGCCUAUUGACCUACCUGCAUCCAGGCGAAUGCUUUCUGUCGUUUCCUUAAACAAUUUGUCCCCAUAGCUUUCUUUAAUAAGAAACCGAGAACAUAAAUUUUAGCACUAGGAAAACGACCACUUUGUUCACAUUUGGCUUUCUAGUAGCCUUUUCACCUCCCAUUUCUACACCAUGUGAUAGGAGUGUGGCUUAUAGUGGAAUCUGGAACGGCUUUUCUCUUCCUUCCAUCUUAGUCACCACAUUUCAGGGGAAAACAUUAACUCUGAGAAGAAGGAAAAAGGAAGAAAUAAUAUCUGGGUUAAUUUCAAUUUCAGGUUCUGAGGACCUGGGGGUCGGUCUGUUUACUAUCAUAUUGGGGAAAACCCCAAUCUUGUGAUGGGGUUUGGAGGGUUUAUCAUGGGCGAAUCGCCAAGAGCCGCAGUGACAGCCUGUAGACACAACCUCUCCAAGAGCUUGCUGGAUAGAAGAGAAACUGGAAGCUCUCAGGACACGGAGCACUCAAAUGAUUGCAUCAGGAGUAAGAAGAAACAAUCAUCUAACUCCAAGGCCCAAAGUUCACUUAGGAAAGAUAUAAUGAAACUCGAGAAAAGAUUGCAGGACCAAAUUGCUGUUCGGUGUGCUUUGGAGAAAGCAUUGGGGUAUAGGUGUACAUCCCAGGAGACCACUAAUGAAAUUUCAAUUCCCAAGCCAGCCACAGAACUGAUUAGAGAGAUAGCUGUACUAGAGUUUGAAGUUGGGAACUUGGAAAAGUAUCUCCUUUCACUAUACAGAAAAGCAUUUGAUCCUCAAAUCUCAACCGCCUCUUCACCUCCCGGAAAUGAUGACAAAAUAAGAUCUCCAGUAAGCACACCAAGAAAAAGGCUUGAUUUUUCAAAUCAAGAAGAUGGCUUGAUUUUACAGACAAUAUCAGACCUACACAAUGAAAGCAAUGGGACAGAAGAGGACAAAAUUUCAGAUUCUGCUGUUAAGCGGAGUCAUUCCUCACUGUCGAGCAGAAAUUCCCCACCGCAAGAAAAAGCCAUCCAUGCUUUUCAUUCUCAGCCUCUAUCUAUGAUGGAGUACUCACAGAAGGCUUCUUCGCACAUAGUCAGCCUGGCAGAGCAUCUUGGAACCCGAAUCUCUGACCAUAUUCCAGUGUCACCAAACAGCCUGUCUGAGGAGAUGAUUAAGUGCAUGUGUACUAUAUACUGCAAGCUUGCUGACCCACCAACAACAAAUCAGGGCCUUUCAUCCCCAACAUCAUCUUUCUCCUCACUAACUGCAUUUUCUCCCAAAGAUCAACGCGAAAUAUGGAGUCCGGUGUUUAGGAAUGGUUCGUCUUUUGAUGUCAGAUUGGAUAAUCCUUUCCAUGUUGAAGGGAUGAAGGAAUUCAGUGGACCUUAUACCUCAAUGGUUGAAGUACAAUGUGUGUAUAGAGAUCAUCAGAAACUUAGUGAUAUUGAGCCUUCUUUACAGAACUUCAAGUCACUUAUAUCCCGAUUAGAAGAAAUGGAUCCUGGAAAGUUGACCCACGAGGAGAAACUUGCAUUCUGGAUUAACAUACACAAUGCAUUGGUGAUGCAUGCAUUUCUGGCAUAUGGAGUUCCACAGAACAUCAUGAAGCGAUCCAUCCUGCUCUUAAAGGCGGCAUAUAAUGUUGGGGGGCAUGUAGUAAGCGCAGAUGCUAUUCAGAAUGCUAUUCUCGGGUGUCGAGUGCCUAGAUCGGGACAGUGGAUUCGCUUGUUGCUUUCAUCAAGAGGCAAGUUUAAGGCCGGGGAUGAGCGGCAGGAAUAUGUGAUUGAGCGAUCAGAACCACUUGUUCAUUUCACAUUGUCUUCUGGCAACCAUUCAGAUCCUGCGGUUCGAGUAUACACAGCUAAAGGAAUAUUUCAAGAACUGGAAACAGCAAAAGAAGAGUAUAUAAGGGCCACAUUUGGAAUGAGAGGUGACCACAAAAUCCUUUUACCCAAGAUUGUAGAGUCCUUCGCCAAGAAUUUGGGCUUGUGCUCAUCUGGUAUAAUGCAAGUGCUCCAACAGUCCUUGCCCGAAUCCCAGAAGAAGUGCAUUCUAGGGAAGUCACGCAAGAACAUCGAAUGGGUUCCUCAUAAAUCCGCUUUCCGAUAUCUCAUACCAAAGGAGCUGUCUUAGCUAGUGGUUGUUCUUGCCAAGAUGUUAGGGAAGGUAUAUAUGUAUUUUUCCAUUGAUAGAAUGGAGAUGUAAUUUGUAGGAUGUAAGAAUGGAUAAUUGUUUUGGCACUGGAUGUUCUAUUGUGAAAGUUUUUACUUUCCUAUUCUUUGCCAUAUUGCAUAUCUGAGAGUCUGAGACUAUCCACCUUUUCAUUUUAGGGCAGUAUGUUAAAUGUGUUUAAAUUAUUUGCGUUGUUCUAUUA
Cuscuta europaea is the source of this 2599-nucleotide messenger RNA. The record is from the annotation of a GenBank genome assembly. Lineage: Eukaryota; Viridiplantae; Streptophyta; Magnoliopsida; Solanales; Convolvulaceae.